AUGUCCGCCUUCUCGGCUCCAGAUGCACCCCUUCAGAUUGAAUGGCAGCCGGUGCCCCUCCAGCUUGAUGCCACUGAGCAGACACAGCUUGUCAGGAAAUCUAGGACUGCUCUACAGACCUUCAUUCCCAGCUGUGAGCCUGCCUGGCAGGAUACCGAUGAGGUUUCCCUUCAACAGUUCUUCACAGAGCUCCAGACCUACCUCCAGCAUAGCCUGCAGAAUCAGUUGAUCCAAGGCAGUCAGGCACUACUCCUUGUACAAGAGCGACAGGCAGCACAAAAUGCCCUGAUGGCCGAAGCUCUUGAGUACAUGAAGUUGGAAGUCAACUCUGUCCAGGAAGAACUCCGGAGGUAUACAGAAAGAGAUGAACUCAAUCCCGAUGCUAUAGAGAUUGAGUGGACAAACCCAGCCACUCCACCAUACUUUGUUGUGGAGAUACAGAGAGCCCUUGAUGAAGGAAGACCGGUGAUGGGUAGACCAGGAACUCCGGUACCAAAUACACACUCCAGGUCCUCUUCCCGGGCAGCUACCAGAAUAAUGCAGCGGAAGACCAGCCCCUUCGCAGCAUUUCCAGUCCGAUCCACUAGGAGAGUUGUCCCUAUUGUGCAGCCAGUGGUGGGAGCAUCUCCCUUACCUGCCAGCCAUUUCAGUGGAGUACUUCCAUUCCUUGAAAGAGCCAGUCCACCCUUUGACUAUGAAGGAGAGCUCUACCCAAGUGCAGGCCAAGGACCUCCUAGCCAACUAGCCAGGAACCCCGGAAGGUUCACCAUGUCUGGGGCCACUCAAGGAGCACCAACCUCACUAUUGGCUACCAACCCGGCACCAGUAGCACCUGUGGCCCCUCCUGCUGCAGUCAACGCUCCCCCUCCAGCUAAUGCACAAGGUGGAAGCGGUGGAAAUCAGAACCCUCCAACUCCUGCGGCCCAUGCUCCCGCUCCCGGAGAUUCAGAUGGUUCUGAUAGUUCAGAUUCGGAACCAGAAGGUGGUGACAGAAGAGGCUGGCGGAGAUACAUUAAGAAUAAUCUGUAA
Morchella sextelata is the source of this 1029-nucleotide messenger RNA. RefSeq lists its product as uncharacterized. The transcript has a single exon. Lineage: Eukaryota; Fungi; Ascomycota; Pezizomycetes; Pezizales; Morchellaceae. The record is from RefSeq and is a predicted model, not a curated record. The coding region runs from base 1 to 1029 and encodes 342 amino acids.